CCUCCCUUCCGAUCCUGCAGCCAUGGGCUCAGCCACAGCGUCCAACGCUAAGCACUUCGCCCUGCGCAGCAUCGCACCGGCGGCGGUGCUCAUCGUCCUCAUGCUGCUCUUCGUCGCCGGCGCAAUUGUGACGCUUCAUCACAAGGACAACACGUCGAUACGGGGCGUCCUUGUAAACGAUCAGGCGACCAUGCCGCGACCGCGUAAAAUACUGCGCGUCGAGGAGGAGCCGGCGAAAGAACCCAGCAACAACGGCUGCACGAACCAACGCCUGCCGUCAGGCAGUGAGCCGUUGCCUAGAGGCAUCGUCCAUGAAACGACCAACCUGGAGAUGGAAACGUCGCUGGGCGGGGACCCCGAGCACCGGAAGAAGCAGCAGGAAGCCACGCCGGCGCCAAAGUCAAAGAGCAUCCUGGCGAUCCCUGUGGGAAUCAAGAACAAGGCAGUCGUCGACAGGCUCGUGUCCAAGUUCCCCGCCACCGACUUCGCCGUGAUGCUGUUCCACUACGACGGCGCAGUGGAGCAGUGGGGGGACCUCGAAUGGUCCGGCCGCGCGGUGCACGUGGCGGCGCGGGGGCAGACCAAGUGGUGGUUCGCCAAGCGGUUCCUGCACCCGGACGUAGUGGCAGAGUACGAGUACGUGUUCCUGUGGGACGAGGACAUCGAGGUCGACGCCUUCGACCCCGUCAGGUACCUCGACGUCGUGAGGAGGGAGGGCCUCGAGGUGUCGCAGCCGGCGCUCGACCGCCGCUCGGAGAUCCACCACGCCAUCACGGCGCGCGCGCUGGCGCCGACGGAGGACGGCGUGCACCGCCGCGUGCUGGGGACGCGGUGCGACGGCGACAGCACGGGGCCGCCGUGCGCGGGGUGGGUAGAGGUGAUGGUGCCCGUGUUCUCGCGGGCGGCGUGGCGGUGCGCGUGGCACAUGGCGCAGAACGACCUCAUCCACGGCUGGGGGCUCGACUACAUGCUCGGAUACUGCGCGCAGGGCGACCGCACGCGCAACGUCGGCGUCGUCGACAGCGAGUACGUGCUACACCGCGGCGUCCCCAUGCUCGGCGAUAGAGACAAGGCGACGCCGUCGGCAGGACGGGCCGCGGUGAGGUGGCGGUCCUUCAAGGAGAUGCAGAUAUUCAACAGGAGGUGGGAGGAGGCUGCCGCCGAGGACAAAUCCUGGACGGAUCCUUACGCCGCACAGCCGCCAACGGCGAGCUCCAGAUAACCGGCGCGCGCGAUCGUCGCCCGAGAUCAAACGUCGGAGA
Molecule: messenger RNA, 1262 nt
Organism: Phragmites australis (common reed)
Lineage: Eukaryota; Viridiplantae; Streptophyta; Magnoliopsida; Poales; Poaceae
Exons: 1
Coding region: 23-1222 (399 amino acids)
Source: RefSeq, a predicted model, not a curated record